UUGCUAUUCGCCCGCCUGUGUUUGUAGAUGUUGCUGUGUAACUCGCUUGUGUUUCAGCUUCUCAUGAACUUAUGUAGAAUGUGUGAAAAAUUUUGUUGCUCAUAGCGCUAAAUAAACCCUGCCAUGAAAAUUAAAUUAGCUAUCCCAAAACUGUACUUCAGUGUACAAAAGUGGUUGGCUAACUCAAAUUACUCAAUGCAACCAACCCGAACUGCCCACGGCUACCAUUGGCAGCCACAUUUGCCCAUGAUUUUCGUGUGAGAAACGAUUCCAAUACAGUACACUAAACGCAUCGCGAUUUCUCGUUUUUUCGUUUUCAAUCUCCAUUCUGAUUCCUGAGCAUCCUUUGGACAAUUAUAAAAAAGACAACACUGCCCGGAUAAUCUGAUUGUUAAUCUGUUACUAUUUAACAGUGUUACUGUUAUCAAACUGUAAUUUACGAUUAGAAUUAACGCGCGAGCUGGACUCUUCUGCUGUUCUAAGUUUUCGAACCAUAGAAAUUUGCUUUUAUGCAGCAGCAUAAGCUGGGGGUCUGCGCAGUUUAGCCUUGAAUUUCAUUUCCGUUUCGACUUUUCACUUUUGAUGGUAAGUGUAGAUCCGGACUAACAAUUAGUAUAUUAUGUGGCUGGUUUCGCGAAUUUGAUCAUUCCUGGAAUCUUGAGAGUCGAAAAUGGCGCUGAUUCCAUUAAAAGACCAUGCUGUGGCAAAAACGGAUGACGUUUUAUUUAAAACGCCAACGAUUCCCAAGAAACGGAAGAAAGUCUUAGAGGAAGAGGUGUACACAAAGGAGUUGGAAAGGAUUAUUCAGAGAGAUUUCUUCCCGGAUGUGCCGAAGUUGAAAGCCCAGAACGAGUAUCUGGAAGCUGAAUCCCGCAAUGAUCUCGUGAAAUGUCGGGAACUGCAGAUGCAGUAUCGUCCCACACCGCGACGCCGUCCGGACACCUCCAGCACCGACAUUUCCGCUCAGUCGCCCCUGCCUGUGCAGUCUCCAGCCACGUUUGAAACGCCCGCCUCCCCGCUGACCAGACCGUCCAGUGAUGCCACGGAUACGCCGAGGCGCACAGCCACUACAGUGAAUUCACAGGAAGACGAACAGCUGACGGCGAAAAACGCUUUGGGCCUGGAUGACUUUCUGCAGCGUAUCACCAGCGAAGAUAAUGCCUCUUUUGAAGAGAUUAUGGACGAGAGUGAUAAGAAGCACCGCGUGAAGUAUCCAUGGCUGUAUGAGAAUGAUCCGGUGAAAAGGAAAGCAUUGGAAGAUAAAGUGAAAGCUCUGGCGAUUCAGGGCGGAACGUCAUCCAGUGUGCUGGCUAUUGCGUACGAUCGACCAAAUACUAUUGAUACGUGGGAUUACAAAGCUAAAAACGCUGUUAUGCAAGUCCCUGAAGGUGUUCCCUUUACAUCAGACGAAUUGGCAGAACGAGAGAAGCAGAGGAUUGUUGUGCAUCACCAGAACACUCGAUUUCAGCAUGAUCCGUGGAAGGAUGUUAUCGUGCCGCGUGAUGGUAUUGACAGCGGUAAUCAGGGCAAGAUCGGCCCAGAUGGGGUGGAAAUUACAGUUUCCGCUACGCCACAAGUGAAUGGAUAUCGAUAUCUUGCCACACCCUCUCCUGCACCAGGGGUGGGUGAGUCUCCCAUGAUGACGUGGGGAGAAAUUGAAGGCACUCCAUUUGCACUUGAUGCUAGCGACACACCGGUUGUCGGGUCUGCUGCCGGGCCUCAGUUUAAAAUUCCAGAAGUUCCUGAUCGUGAUAAGCUGCAUUUGGAACUGGUGGAUAACGUCACCAAGCGACACCGGGCAAAACGGGAAGAAGCACUGAAACAAGUGCGCUCAUUAGCACAAAGUCCUAGUUUUGGAUCUGCAUUGUCUUCAGAGCGAUUGGCCAACAUGUCGCCAGCAGCUCAACGUCUGGCGACGAAGCGUCUUGGAAUACGUUUAGGAACCGAUAAAGCGUUAGCCGCCAGCUAUUCGCCCAGUCCACGUCGAAGUGCCUCCAACACGCCCGCUCUCUUGUCAGACCGCUCGCAGCGAAGUCAGUUACAAUCAACUCCUGGUACUCCGUCGACACCCUCCAUUACCGAUAACUUGCUGGAUAUUCGCAGGAAUUUUACUUCAAAAUAACUGGGUGAUAUCUUUUACAGAUCAGUAAACCUUUUACGCCUGCUUAUCGUCGCACUUUCGAAUGUGUGAUAAUGCGUUCAUUAUAUCUCCGUGGCUUCCUGUGCAGAGCGAAAUGAUUUUUUUAAUAUUUGCUACAGAGCAGGGAAAUAAUGCAGUGAUAUGUGUGUCUGAAUGAUGGAAAAGAAAGUCAAUACUAUAUUGAACAAGAAAUGUGUAUGCACACAAUGAUA
Paramacrobiotus metropolitanus is the source of this 2352-nucleotide messenger RNA. Its product is annotated as splicing factor ESS-2 homolog. The record is from RefSeq and is a predicted model, not a curated record. Gene Ontology annotation, cellular component: catalytic step 2 spliceosome. Lineage: Eukaryota; Metazoa; Tardigrada; Eutardigrada; Parachela; Macrobiotidae. The coding region runs from base 671 to 2122 and encodes 483 amino acids. The transcript has 5 exons.